This is a messenger RNA of Astyanax mexicanus (Mexican tetra), 5424 nucleotides long. It is a transcript of the gene clcn7, whose product is annotated as chloride channel 7. Gene Ontology annotation, cellular component: lysosomal membrane; intracellular membrane-bounded organelle. The record is from RefSeq and is a predicted model, not a curated record. Gene Ontology annotation, molecular function: voltage-gated chloride channel activity. NCBI's taxonomy places the organism in Eukaryota, Metazoa, Chordata, Actinopteri, Characiformes, Acestrorhamphidae. Gene Ontology annotation, biological process: transmembrane transport; chloride transport. The transcript is spliced from 25 exons. The coding region runs from base 131 to 2509 and encodes 792 amino acids.
CCGUUGUCACGAGUUGGCUUAUGACCGCUGGUGGUGGGGAUGGGUAGGUAGUGAAGGCGCAGCUGCGGCCGCGGGUCUGAUGUUUUAUCUUUUUUAGAGUUUUAAAGCGCUUCAGCCGCGCCGCCCCGACAUGGCCAACAUCACCAAGAAGGUGUCGUGGUCCGGCCGGGGAGAGGAGCGGACCCCGCUGCUCAACGGCUCGGAGGAGGUCCGCUACAGCAGACAGUCGUCCGGAGGCAGUGUGUUCCACAUAGGCAGGCUGAGCACUGUAGACCUUGACGAGGACAUCACACCAGAAGAGGAUCCUGUGAGGAGCAAACCAAAGGAGAUUCCACACAAUGAAAAGCUGCUUUCGCUCAAGUACGAGAGUCUGGACUAUGACAACAGUGAGAAUCAGUUAUUUCUGGAGGAGGAAAGGCGCAUGAGUCACAUGAGCUUCAGAUGUCUGGAGAUCAGUCGCUGGGUCAUCUGUGGUCUCAUCGGUUUUCUGACCGGACUCAUCGCUUGCUUCAUUGACAUUGCGGUGGAGUAUCUGGCUGGAGUGAAGUAUGAUUUAGUCAAAGAGAACAUAGAGAAGUUCACAGAAGUUGGAGGUCUCUCCAUCUCCUUGAUCCUCUGGGCGGUGCUGAACUCUGCUUUCGUCAUGGUCGGUGCAUUGGCGGUUGCGUUCUUUGAGCCUGUUGCAGCAGGUAGUGGAAUUCCUCAGAUUAAAUGCUAUCUGAACGGAGUGAAGGUUCCUCGAGUCGUCCGGCUCAAGACUCUACUGGUGAAGGUGUUUGGUGUGAUCUGCUCUGUAGCGGGAGGCCUGGCUGUGGGAAAGGAAGGGCCUAUGAUCCACUCUGGAGCUGUGGUGGCAGCUGGUGUGUCGCAGGGCAGGAGCACCUCACUAAAGAGGGACUUCAAGAUUUUUGAGUAUUUCCGCCGGGACACAGAGAAGAGAGACUUUGUGUCUGCUGGAGCUGCUGCUGGAGUCUCUGCUGCGUUUGGAGCUCCUGUUGGUGGAGUUCUGUUCAGUUUAGAAGAAGGAGCAUCUUUCUGGAACCAGAUGCUGACCUGGAGGAUUUUCUUCGCCUCAAUGGUCUCCACGUUCACCUUGAACUUUUUCCUGAGUAUUUAUCACAAAAAACCUGGAGAGCUGUCCAGUCCUGGUCUCAUCAACUUCGGAAGAUUCGACAUGGAUAAUGUGGAGUACAGUCUCUAUGAGAUUCCUCUCUUCAUAAUAAUGGGAGCGAUAGGUGGAGUUUUGGGAGCGCUGUUCAACGUUCUCAACUACUGGCUGACGAUUUUCAGGAUCAGGUACAUGCACCGGCCGUGUCUGCAAGUGAUGGAGGCCAUGCUGGUCGCCGCGGUGACGGCCACCGUGUCCUUCGCUAUGAUCUAUUUCUCUAAUGACUGCCAGCCUCUGGAAACGGUGACAUCUGAGGAUUAUCCUCUACAGCUCUUCUGUGCUGAUGGAGAAUACAACGCCAUGGCAACAGCGUUCUUCAACACACCCGAGAGGAGCGUGAGAAGUCUGUUCCAUAAUCCCCCAGGCACCUAUAACCCGCUGACCCUCGGCCUCUUCACCCUGACCUACUUCUUCCUGGCGUGCUGGACGUACGGCCUGACCGUUUCAGCAGGAGUCUUCAUUCCCUCACUGCUGAUCGGGGCAGCCUGGGGGCGGCUCUUCGGCUUACUGUUGUCCCUCAUGACCACCGGAAAACUGGUAUGGGCGGAUCCUGGAAAGUACGCGCUGAUGGGAGCUGCAGCUCAGCUCGGUGGAAUUGUGAGAAUGACGCUGAGUCUGACAGUCAUUCUGGUGGAAGCGACAGGAAACGUUACCUACGGUCUGCCCAUCAUGCUGGUGCUGUUGACUGCCAAGAUUGUGGGAGACUAUUUUAUUGAAGGCCUUUACGAUGUACACAUUAAGCUGCAGAGUGUUCCUUUCCUGCACUGGGAGGCUCCUGCUACCUCUCACUGGCUGACAGCAAGAGAGGUCAUGAGCUCUCCAGUUACCUGCUUUAACCGAGUGGAGAAGGUGGGCACCAUCGUGGAUGUUCUCAGCAACACGUCUACCAAUCACAACGGUUUCCCUGUGAUCAUCCAGGCUGCUGCCAGUGAAGAGCCCGGGAAGCUCUGCGGCCUCAUCCUUCGUUCUCAGCUCAUCGUUCUUCUGAAGCACAAGGUGUUUGUGGAGAGGGCUCGUUCAAGGCUGAGUCAGCGUAAGCUGCAGCUGAAGGACUUCAGAGAUGCCUACCCACGAUUCCCUCCGAUCCAGUCCAUCCACGUGUCCCAGGACGAGAGGGAGUGCAUGAUGGACCUGACGGAGUUCAUGAACCCGACCCCCUACACUGUGCCUCAGGAAACGUCGCUCCCUCGUGUGUUUAAGCUGUUCCGGCCGCUGGGGCUCAGGCACUUGGUGGUGGUGGAUGAUGAAAACAGGGUCGUUGGGUUGGUGACCAGGAAGGAUCUUGCUCGCUAUCACCUGGGUAAGCAUGGUCUGGAGGAGCUGCACCUGGCUCACACAUGAUGACCACCGGCCCUCCAUACCCUCGCUCGCCUUCUGCCCACCCUCGCUGUUGGAGCCCCCUGACUGCAGCAGGCAGGAUCUGGAGACGCUCAACAGAUUAAAUACGUUCCAGACAUGGCGGACACACACCUGCAGCCCACAGGCGAUACCAGUAAAGGCCUGGAUACACCUGGAAGACAUUUCCUUCAGAGACAGAGAAUUCAUACUGAUUCUGAGAAAAAAACUCUCCGGGUCUCAGAGCUGAAAGACAGUGUUUUAACGAAGGCUGGGAUUUAACAGACUGUUUAAUGAAGCUGGUGUGUGUUUCAGGACACUUUCCACACUCUUUAGUUUCUGGACUCUUCAUAUUGUAUCCAGGUCUUUUGUUAAUAAUAAUUUAAGGGCUCAGUUGAGUUAGAGUGUAGACGUUUUGCUGCCUGUUGGUUUACAAAGCGAGCACAUUACAAAGCAUUUUUACGUUUUGCACUGCUGCACCACUGUGUUUAUUUAUUGCUUUUGAAGCCUUUGUUUUUUUUUUCAUCCAUCAUAUUCUCAUCACCCCUAAAUCUAUAUGUUCUUUCACAUUUCUUGCAUUUUUGGAUUUUGGCAUUUUGUUUAAUAUGUUUAAUGUUAAAUAUAAUCUUAAAAAUAAUGGUACUUCAAAUGGUUUAAGAAUCACUGGCCUUAUUCACCAAGCAGUCUUAAGAAGAUCGUCUUAAAAUAUUGAGAGUCCGACAUUCGCUAAUUUUUUGUUCUGCAUUUUAAAACACAUCCUAAAUCUAAUGUAGACUUUCUGUUUAAGGAAAUUCUUGGGAAUUUUAAGAAAAUUCUUGGGAGUUUUAAGUCAAUUCUUGGGAAUUUUAGGUAAAUUCUUAGGAAUGUAUUGGUGAACGAGGCUUAUAGUUUAAUAGAGAUCUACGAUUGUGAAGAGCCUUUUAAAUGUUAGACAAAGUUUAGGGUUCUUUACAGUCUUUUUUUUUUUUUUUUUUGUAACUGAUAUGGUCCUUAACGGAACAAAAAUUGCUCAAAAUUUGCUUAAAGAACCAUUUAAAGCACCAUUAUUAUUUUUAAAAGAUCCUGUUGACAUAAAGGACAAAGUUAAAGCAUCUUUCGAUUAAAUUGAUUUUUUUUAAUAAUUCAUUUCAAAUUUUACCCCAUUUUCUAUUUAAUGUUAGACAAAUUGCUCAAAUCCCUCCUCGAUAGAAGCCAAUGCAAUCAGAGGAAAGCGCCGGAUCCCCAGCUCUGAUACAUCAGCUAACAGAUGUCUGUGCUGACUAACAUCACACUAUUGGACUGAUGUGUGAAGAAAGCAUGGCCACCAUUGCUCGUUGCUCUCUCUCAGACUCCGGCUGCUGAUGCUUGAUCCACGAUUCAAACCAUAGUGACUGCCUUAGUUUGCUGGACCAGGUGGAGCCAAAAUUAGAGCUGAGCUGAGAGUUUCAUCAGCUCUUCGUAAUUAAAGUACACUGAUUAUAGCUAUGUUUUGAUUUUAAUUCAUUUUUCACUCAUUUUCAGACUCCCCUCCUAAAGUUGAAAGUGGCCAAUAGAAAUCUGUAUAAUAGCCAUAUAAUACAGCUCUGGAAAAAAAUAAGAGACAUUUCCUCAUUUAGAGCAUUUAUUUGCAGAAAAUGAGAAAUGGCUGAAAUAACAAAAAAGAUGCAGAGCUUUCAGACCUCAAAUAAUGCAGAGAAAACAAGCUCAUAUUUCUAAAGUUUUAAGAGUUCAGAAAUCAAUCAAUAUUUGGUGGAAUAACCCUGGUUUUUAACCACAGUUUUUGUGAAUCUUGGCAUCAUGUUCUCCUCCACCAGUCUUACACACUGCUUUUGGAUAACUUUAUGCUGCUUUACUCCUGGUGCAAAAAUUCGAGCAGUUCAGUUUGGUUUGAUGGCUUGUGAUCAUCCAAUUUGGUCAAAUCAAAGAAACUCAACAUUUUAUUACGAACGUAGGCUAAUUUAGCUAUGUGUUUUUUGUUGUUUUUUUGUUAAUCAAACGAUACAUUUCUUCAACACUUCUUUUCACUGAUUGUGAAGAGUUGAGAAAAUCUCACACAGAUUUACGUUUUUUUUGCACAGUGUUAUUGAUUUAAUGUUCUGGCAAGACCAGACACAAUGUUGAGCCUUGCUGAAGAUUUUAUACAGUUUUUCAGAACAUGCAUCCAUAAACCGCCAUAUCAUUAUAACCACUCCACAAGACCUUUUUGGCACCAAGACUAACAUUAGCCUUCUUUAAGCUCUGCACAAAUCAGUGAGAGCCUCCAGUUCAGCAAAUAGUUCUUAUUUAUUGAUCAGCGUUUGGUAGGUAUUGUCCAAUGCAUACUAAUAACACCUAAAUAAUACAAAACCUGCCCAGAACUUGGAGAUGUUUUCAUCCUCCAGUCGUCGUCCAGUCAUCACAGCUUGACUUAUUUGUUCUGCUUCCAGCUUAUCAACUUCAAAAACUGACUGUUAACUGACUCCCACCUCCUAUCAGGUGCCAUAAUAACCAAAUAAUCACUGCUCCUCGCUUCAUCCCUCAGUGGUUUUAAUGUUCUGGCUAAUCAGUGUCCACAGGGUCUCCUGCUGUUGAGUAUUUGCACUGUACAAAUUUUGCGAAUUAACAAACAAGUGAAGGUACUCCUAUCUGUAGCUAAUGAAUAACUGCAUUCAUGAUGUCGAUGUUAAAAAAUUGUUUUCUGUGAAAAUUGUAUCUUAAAACAGAACAGCUUCGGUCCGACAGUAUAAAAAAAUAUUAAUAAUGUAUGUCUGGGCAGUCUAUUCAUUUAUCAGUUUUGUAUAAAGAGCCUUAAUUCUGUAAACAUUAGGAACAUUAUUAUUACGCAAGCGAUCAGCUUUGGUCUUCAUACAGAUGUAAAAAAAAAAAAGUUUUUAAGAGAACCGUAAUAAUGUCCUCUACUUUUGUACAGUUGUUUGUUUGACAAUAAAGAAUAAAAGAACUGA